AUGUACGUGCGCUUUGUGUUUAAUAAUCAGGAAGCUUGUGAUAAGUACGUUGACACCGACCGUGUCUGGAGACAAUUCUCGGAGGCUGUCGAGAUCAGCUGGUGUGAGCAAUCGCCUCAGACUGAUAUAUGGAUUAAGGUGCCCAUUAUAGUUGUCGGGCAAUUGGAGGGCGAUGAUCUCAUUCUUAGAAACGAUUUCUGGGGAAGUAGCAAACUGACUGGCCGCCAGAAUACACACUUUGGGAUGCGGUAA
Molecule: messenger RNA, 252 nt
Organism: Penicillium coprophilum
Lineage: Eukaryota; Fungi; Ascomycota; Eurotiomycetes; Eurotiales; Aspergillaceae
Exons: 2
Coding region: 1-252 (83 amino acids)
Source: RefSeq, a predicted model, not a curated record